UUUAUUUACUUUUGAUAGAUAAAAUAUGAUACCUCCAUUAGAUCAAGCAGAGAUUGGUUUAUUUUCUUUCUUUGCUUCUGCACAUCCGACAGAUACGUGCGGCACCAAUGGAUUACCUGUCACACCAAACUCCAUCAAGAUGUGUGGAAGGUUCCAGGAACUGAAAGUGUUAUCUCACCCUUCUCUCUGUCAGUAUAUUGAUGUCAUUCGAGGGAAACAUGAGAGGUUAGUAAUUGUCAGUGAACAUUACCCCAAAAAUGUGAACACUUUACUAGAAAGUGGACAAUUAGCUAAUGUGUUUGACGUGCAAAGAAUUGCACACAGUAUCAUGGUGGGCUUAGAUUUUCUACAUUGCCAUGGUUACAUUCAUCGUUCUUUGGCUCCCAGCAACAUUUUAAUUGAUAAAGAAAAUCGCGUAAAAUUGUCUAAAUAUGGUCUGUAUCACGUGACCAACUAUAGUGCUGACGUCAUGUUUCCUAUUGGUGAUGUUUGUUAUAUGGCACCUGAGGUGAUAUUAACAGGAUUACGAUACAAUCCUGAUUUUGCGCAUUCUAGACCUUCCGUAGAUGUGUGGUCACUGGGUAUGAUUUUGUUGGAUUGUUACUUGGAAGGGAAGUUAUGGGGAAAAAUUCGAAAAUCCGUUGAGAAAAUAUCUAUGAUUUUGCUGAACUUGAUUUCCUUUCGAGAUAACACGCAUGCAUUAGAAGAGAUUAUUAAAGUGAGUGGUUGUACAACCAAGUACAAAGAGAUGGACAAAACAUUCCACUCUUUUCUCAGGACGUGUUUAAUCGCCAAUCCAAUGAAACGCCCUUCCGUACACGAUCUGUUUGCGCAUGAUUUUAUAAAAUCUAUCCAUGACCACCGCUCUCACAAUCGUUCUAAAUGUCAUCAAUUUCCUGCUGUUUUUCGGUCCGCUCAUUUAGUGUUACCGGAUUAUAACAAAUUGUUACUCGAAUCAAACACAGCUGAAGAUGAAGACCAUUUAGCCGGCAGGCCGAUUUGCGAGGUGUAUCAUCUGUGGGGCUUAGCUGGAGGUGAUGUGUUCAACGAAUUAAAAAAACAUAAUCAACUAAACUCUAAGCCGCCUGCCUUAACCUUACCGUUAACUAUAUUAAACAACGGAGGAGAACUUGGUAGCGUUGACGACGACUCCUUCGUGUUUAAUCAACACACCGUGGCGAUAUCACUCGGCCAAUUACGCAAACGUUUAGAACAUAUAGAUGCGACUGCAUACUACCCGCUAGUUGUUGAAGACGAUCUGUGUCCAGUGGAUACGUCGGAAACGGCCAAACUUCCUCUGGUGAUUCGAGAGAAAGACGUAGAGUAUCAAUUCCAUCGCAUUAUCUUGUUUGAACGUCUUUUAGAAGGUUACCCGUAUACACGGGAUCGUAUCGUGAAAGAAGCGCGAAUUGACAUUCCACCUUACGUUCGUGGCAAGGUAUGGACUGCCCUUUUAAAUAUUACCGGGGACAUAUUCGACGAAUACGAUAAAAUCGAUAAAGAAUCGUUGACGAUGACGGAUCGACAAAUUGAGGUUGAUAUACCACGAUGUCACCAAUACAACUAUUUGCUGUCCUCGCCCACCGGUCACCAGAAGUUGAAGCGUGUUUUGAAGGCCUGGGUAUUAUCACAUCCUAACCUUGUGUACUGGCAAGGACUGGAUUCGCUUUGUGCUCCAUUUCUGUUUCUUCAUUUUAAUAACGAAGCGCUAGCUUAUUCCUGCUUGUCUGCUUUCAUACCAAAAUAUUUAUACAACUUUUUUCUGAAGGACAACUCUCAAAUCAUACACGAAUAUUUAGCUGUAUUUAAGCAACUUAUUGCUUUCCACGAACCGGACUUGUAUAACCAUUUGGAUGAGAUUGGGUUCCAGCCAGAGUUGUACGCCAUUCCAUGGUUUUUGACUAUGUUCUCCCACGUGUUUCCGUUGCAUAAAAUCUUCCACUUGUGGGAUACGUUAUUACUGGGAAAUUCUAUGCUUCCGCUCUGCAUAGGAGUGUCAAUCUUGCAGCAAUUUAAGGAACAAUUGUUAUCGUUCGGCUUUAACGAUUGCAUUUUGCUGUUUUCGGAUAUGCCUGGUAUAGACAUUGGACGUUGUGUAAAAGAUGCCAUCAAAGUUUUUAACCACACGCCUCCCAGUGCCACGUUAAGAAAACAGGAUAAUCCUGAAAAUCGCAUAAAAGCACCCGCGGAGGAACAGUUCAUGAAUCUGCCAGAGAAAGAAUUUUUAACGUUAAAUCAAUUAAGAUCAGAGACGUGUGUUCGAAUUUCACCACGUGAUCUUGUUCGUAUUUCUCAAUUAAUUCGACAGACUGAUUCGUAUCCUAUGCUAUCACGCGAUUCAAAUGCCAAAUUCGAGCAAAAAGAAUCGAAAAAGAAACAAAAGAAUGAUCGUUCGAAAGCCAUCGAGAGCAUUUUAAAUAAACUUUUAGUGAUCGAUAUAAGAAACCCUGAUGACUAUGCUGCUGGACAUUUGCCAUACAGUGUCAAUGUGCCGUUUAAACACGCUGUGAGUGAGACUCGCGAAUGGAUCUCCUCCCCAGUGACUGCUGUUAUCGAGGCGCACAAAGGUCGCAUGGUGAUGGUUAUGGGAGCUAAAGGUCCGGAACCGAUGCAGUUUGCGCAACUGUUAGUUUCUCUGGGUUAUCGGCGAGUUUGUGUGAUGGAUGGCACGAUAAAUAUUUUGAAAGGUCUUGGUUACUUGAAUGCAAACCAAAACUGAAUGAAGGACCAAACAAUAUUGACCAAUUUUUAUCAGCCAUUCUUUUCGUUUGCUUGUAAAAAUUUUAUCACAUAGCCGACGAAUAGUUUAGCCUAAUAUAAUUUUUUUGAGAAUUUUGAUGCAAUUAUAGGCAAAUAGAAGAGUGGAAAAAUUGUCAGUUUUAUAAAUAUAGAAACUGACCAAUCAGGGCGUUGUUUCGAUAGAUAUUUUGAUUUAGGUAGAUAUUUCUCGCAAUGCUGAUUUCGUAUUUUAGUUUUUUACUUAUUUUUUUAUCUCGUGAUUUGUACUGAAAACGUGCUACAAGGUUCCAUGUUUGUGAAUAAUCAAGCCUCUUCUGUUAAAAACAUUUGGAUUAAACGAGGCAACACGAUAUCUUGUCUCGUUUACUCGUACGAAGUGUUAGUAUAACGUGUUACAAGAAAUUUGACAGGGUGUUACUACAAACAACAAGUCAUUUUGUAUUUAUAGGAAAAUUGGUUUUCUAUGAUAAAAAAAAAAUCUUUUUCAAACUGUUCAAUGCAGAUGAAUUUUUUGUUCUUUCAAACUUAGAAAUUUUCAGAAAUUGCGGAAGUUAUUUUCUCGAUGGUUCUCCUGCUGAACUAAAAAUGCUGAACUAAAGUUUCAAAGAAUUAGUUGCAAAGAAUCUGUAACUUUAUUUUGUAUUUUGAAUAUUUUUGAGAAAAAUGAUAACAAGAAGGCUAGACAUAUCACAACAAAAAUUUAACAUCAAUAAUAACACUGCGCGUUUUACUUAUCGCUUGAACGCGUAAUAUUGUGAUUCAAUGAAUUUAAAAAGUUUUGUAGAAUUUAUUUUCGCAAUUGAGAAAAUUUGCGUGCUUUUACCGAUGUUUUCUAUUGACAAAUUUGAGAACAGGGUUUAUAAAAGCAACAAUUCUGAACUUUACUUAAAUCUGGAUUUUUUUCUCGAAGAUAUUUUAAUAAGAAUUUACUCCCUGUUCCCAUGAAAUAGAAAAUUAUAUCAACCAAUCACAUGUGAAAAAUCUAAAUUUUUCGUUUCGAUUCAUUUAGAGAGAAAAUUCUGCUUUACACGUUGUGUUAUAAGAAACUCGUACCCAGGUUUUUUAUAAAACAGUCUAACUCCUGUGAAAAUACUAGAAGGUUUUAGCACUGUGACCAUUUGAGACUUUCUUAUAAAAAACUUUUAUAUUUUUAUUAAUUAGCUAUCUGUUGUUUAUGUUUUGGUAAUUUUUUUCUGUCAUCUCAAACACUCCUUAUUAGUUGCGGUGACAUGUUUAUAUUUUGUGGUGUAUUUUCAAUAAGGUGUUUGUUCAAAGUGCUGUGUUUGUGUACAUGAACCCAGUUGUCGGUGACUAAGCUCUCUCAGUGUCGCGCAAAUCCAGUGAAAUUGUAUAUCACAAAAAGACAAUAAAAACAGGUUUAAAGCAAUUGAUCUGUUUAAAAUUAUAAUUAAAACUUGUAAUAUUAUUUUCUGUAAAUUUUCACGGCUGUAAAAGAAAAA
Messenger RNA from Hydractinia symbiolongicarpus, 4199 nucleotides. RefSeq names its product TBC domain-containing protein kinase-like protein. Gene Ontology annotation, molecular function: ATP binding; protein kinase activity; GTPase activator activity. The record is from RefSeq and is a predicted model, not a curated record. The transcript has a single exon. Gene Ontology annotation, biological process: activation of GTPase activity; protein phosphorylation. NCBI's taxonomy places the organism in Eukaryota, Metazoa, Cnidaria, Hydrozoa, Anthoathecata, Hydractiniidae. Bases 26 to 2719 code for a protein of 897 amino acids.